This is a messenger RNA of Salvia splendens (bonfire salvia), 2568 nucleotides long. RefSeq lists its product as uncharacterized. NCBI's taxonomy places the organism in Eukaryota, Viridiplantae, Streptophyta, Magnoliopsida, Lamiales, Lamiaceae. Bases 1 to 2568 code for a protein of 855 amino acids. The transcript has 5 exons. The record is from RefSeq and is a predicted model, not a curated record.
AUGGCUGCUCGGAAUCUGCGUGGUGGCAAUGCGGCUCAAAUUCUUCCAAUGGAGGAUAGCUCGAGUCCGUAUUAUCUUCAUCCAAGCGAAAAUCCGAGUUUUCAAUUGGUUCCUCAAGUUCUGACUGACUCUAAUAAUAUCUAUUGGAGUAGAUCCAUUACUACGGCUCUUCUAGCGAAGAACAAGCUUGCGUUCAUCAAUGGCAAUCUUCUUCGAUCGGCCGAGGAUGAUCUACUAUUUCCGGCUUGGCUUAGAUUCAAUAGUAUGGUUGUUUCAUGGAUCAGAAACUCCAUUUCACCUCAGAUCUGCUCAAGCAUCAUGUAUAUUGAUAAUGCACAUGAAAUCUGGUCGGAUCUACGAGAUAGGUUCUCUCAAUUGGAUACAGCCAGAGCUUAUCAACUACGACAUAAGAUUACGUCACUUACGCAGGGAAAUGAUGAUGUUAAUGCCUAUUUCACUAAUUUGAGAAUACUAUGGGAUGAAUAUAGGCACUCUCAGCCUAUUACUUGGUGUGUUUGUGGCACAUGUAGCAAUAGUGCAUCCAAGUGGCAGACAUAUCAAGAGGAAGAGUGCAGCGUGCAGUUUUUGAUCGGACUGAAUUCAAGCUUCUCACAGAUCCGAUCGAGCAUUCUAUCUAUGAUUCAUUUGCCUUCUUUAUCCAAGGUUUUCUCCCUUGUUUUACAGGAAGAAAGACAGCGUACAAUUGAUGGCAACACAUCCUACAAUUCAUCUGUCACUUCCUCAAUAAGUGAACAGUUAUACUCUGCCAAUGUCACUCAAUCUUACAACAAAGGCAAGUUGUGCACUCAUUGUGGUAAAACUAAUCAUACAGUGGAUAGAUGUUUUGUAUUGCAUGGAUUUCCACCUAGCGUUGGCAAAGGAAAAGGAAAAUUCAAUAAUAAGGAUGACAACUUCACAAAAUUUGUCAACUAUGUGGAGAAUAGCUUUGAUGAAUAUGAUAAAACUGCUAUCUCCAAUAAUGUUGUUGUGCCAUCUCCUGAGCAGUUAACUACUUCAAACCCUCAUUGGUUGCUAGAUACAGGGGCAACUCAUCAUGUUUAUUGUGAUUCGUCCAUGUUUGACACUUAUUCAUCUGUGAAAAAUGCUUCUGUGCAUCUCCCUAAUGGUGCAACUGCCCCAGGAGCUUCUCAGGGAAUUGUGAUUGGGAGUGGUAGCCGAAUAGGGAAUCUAUACACACUUGAGACUUCUCAUCCAGAAAAGCAUCAAGAUUCUUCACCUUCUGCUGUUUCUUCUUCUUCUUCAGCCUCUGUAAUUCCUUCUUCUGUAAUUCCUUGUGCAAAUGUUGUCACUGGAAUAGAUAUAUGGCACAAGAGAUUAGGUCAUUUGUCCUAUGACAAAUUGAAAUCUAUGUCUGAUAAAGCACCAUCUUACUCACAUCUCAGAGUGAUAGGAUGUUUGUGCUCUGCUUCAACAAUUCAAAAUGGCAGAGACAAAUUCUCUCACAGAGCAACUAAAUGUGUGUUGCUUGGAUAUCCUCCAGACUACAAAGCAACAAAUUCAGAAAUCCCAGCCUCUUCACCUCAGACAUCAUCUUCUCCACCUCAGACUUCACCUUCUCCAUCUCAUAUAACACCAAUCAGUGAUGAUCUUCCCUCGUCUUCCUCUAAUCCAAUAAAUACCAGUUCUGACUCAAAUAUUUCUAGAACUGGCAGAACCAUAAAGCCCCCAUCUCACCUCACUGACUUCAUUUGUAACUCUGUCAGUUCCAGCACUCCAUAUCGAAUCUCUGCCUACUUUACUCUCUCCAAACUCUCUCCUGAGUACCUCAAGUACAUUGUGCUCAUGUCAGCUGUUUAUGAACCCACUACAUACAACCAAGCCUCACAAUACCUUGAGUGGCAGCAAGCUAUGCAAGAUGAGCUUUCUGCAUUUGCUAGAACUGAGACUUGGUUUGUAACUGUUGUACCACUUGGGAAGGUGCCUAUUGACUGCAAAUGUGUAUACAAGGUGAAAUAUAACCCUGAUGCAACAAGAGAGAGAUACAAAGCAAGGCUUGUUGCCAAGGGUUUCACUCAAUUAGAAGGUGUGGACUUUCUUGACACCUUUUCUCCUAUGGCUAAGCCGACCACAGUUAAGCUUCUAUUAGCUCUUGCUGCAAUACAUGGAUGGUCACUUUCUCACCUUGACAUCAAUAAUGCUUUUCUCUAUGGAGAUCUAGAAGAAAAUAUAUACAUGACUCUUCCACCGGGCUAUAGAGUAGACUGGCAGACUGUUGAAGGGGCAACUCCUCAAUCAACACUAUUUUGCAAGCUAAAGAAGUCUCUCUAUAGCUUAAAGCAAGGAUCUAGGCAGUGGUAUUUAAAAUUUUCAGAAGUAUUGAAGGGCUUUGGUCUGCAACAGUCUGUAUUAGACCAUUCAUUCUUCUUUAAGAAUGAUCAAUAUGGUUUUUUUGGCAUUAUUGUGUAUGUGGAUGACAUAUUGAUAGCCACAACUAAUCCCGAGAUAACAGAAAGUUUUAAGAGCUUCAUAUCACAGCACUUUAAAUUCAAAGAUUUGGGUGUUCCCAAAUAUUUCCUUGGAGUUGAAUUAACAAGGAACACGAAAUGA